This is a messenger RNA of Ictalurus furcatus (blue catfish), 2315 nucleotides long. It is a transcript of the gene best2, whose product is annotated as bestrophin 2. NCBI's taxonomy places the organism in Eukaryota, Metazoa, Chordata, Actinopteri, Siluriformes, Ictaluridae. The transcript has 9 exons. Bases 209 to 2035 code for a protein of 608 amino acids. Gene Ontology annotation, molecular function: chloride channel activity. The record is from RefSeq and is a predicted model, not a curated record.
AAGCGACGUGCACAUCCACUUUCUUUGUGUGAUUUCUUGUUCUCAGAAUAUAUAUCCGAUGGAUUUUUGAUAGAUCAGACACUGAGGUUAAGGGUUCUGCAGUCUCGGAGGAAACCCAUCAAACCUGGAUGUAGAACCCUACCGAACAGCGUUCGCAUUUCAGACAGGGUUCCUAGCAGAACCCCAGUAGGAAGCUGUGAACCCUCAGAUGACGGUGACGUACACGGCACGUGUGGCGAACGCUCGCUUCUGCGGCUUCUCCAAGCUUCUGCUGGCCUGGAAGGGGAGCAUCUAUAAAGUUCUCUACAAGGAGUUUCUGGCUUUUUUCGCCAUGUAUACUGCCAUCAGCAUCACAUACAGAUUCCUUCUUGUGGAUCAGCAGAAGAGACACUUCGAAAAACUCUCAAUUUACUGCAACCAUUACGCCAGCCUCAUCCCAAUGUCUUUUGUCUUGGGUUUCUACGUGACGGUGAUAGUGAACCGCUGGUGGAGUCAGUACACGUCGAUCCCGUUGCCGGACCGGGUGAUGUGCGUGCUCUCGGGCGGUGUGCAGGGCGGGGAUGAGCGUGGAAGGCUGCUGCGGCGUACACUCAUGCGCUACACCAGUCUGUCUGCUCUGCUCAUCCUGCGCUCCGUCAGCACCGCCGUCUUCAAGCGCUUUCCCACCGUGGACCACGUGGUAGAGGCAGGAUUUAUGACCCGGCAAGAGAGGAAGAGGUUUGAGAGUCUGCAGUCUCCCUAUAAUAAAUACUGGAUCCCGUGUGUGUGGUUCGCUAAUCUGGCCGCCGUGGCUCGAUGUGAAGGCCGAAUCAAAGACAAUAACACUUAUAAACUGCUGAUGGAGGAGCUGAAUCAGUUCAGAGAGAAAUGUAGUAUGCUCUUCCACUAUGACAUGAUCAGCGUGCCGCUUGUUUACACACAGGUGGUGACAUUAGCGGUGUACAGCUUCUUCCUGGUGUGUCUGAUUGGCCGGCAGUUUCUGGACCCGAGUCAGGGUUACCCGGGUCACGACCUCGACCUCUACGUCCCCAUCUUCACCCUUCUCCAGUUCUUCUUCUACGCAGGCUGGCUCAAGGUAGCCGAACAGCUGAUCAACCCGUUUGGUGAGGAUGAUGAUGAUUUCGAAACCAACUGGCUCAUAGACAGGAACUUCCAGGUAUCGAUGAUGGCAGUAGAUGAAAUGUAUGGGGAUUUACCCAAAAUGGAGAGGGAUCGCUACUGGAACGAUUCAAACCCUCGGCCGCCUUACACCGCCGCCACGCUGUUCGUCCUCCGCAAACCCUCCUUCCAGGGCUCCACCUUCGACAUGGCAAUUUCUAAGGAAGAGAUGCAUUUCCAGCCUCUGGAAGAAAUUGAUGAGAACCUGGAAGAAUCCGCGACGCGCAAUCACAACCUCGCUCUGUUCAACCGACUCCUUAGCUCCGCCCCUUCUGCCACCAGCAUUGUGGGCGGAGCCUUCUGCAGAACCUCUACUCAGCUGCAGCGAUUGAUGCGUUCGGUCAACCCCGACACCUCCUACUCUGACGGGGAGGAGGUGGAGGGGGAAAGGUACGUCGGGCGGAACGAGGGUGCGGGAGGAUCGCUGCCGUCAGGUUUAGGAAACGACACCCAGAGCACCAUUUGCAUCUGUGGAGAAACCUCCAAGACGCACACUCCUCUCUCGGCACAGGAUUUUAACCCGAACGGCGGACGUGUGGAAGACGGGUUGAAGAAAGAUAAGAAUGAGAAAGAAUUGACGAUGCUGGAGAUACCUCCACCUUUAACACAAGUGCUGAAGCAGGAAAUGAAGCCAAGGCUUCCACCUUCAACCAACACCAACCGCAGCACACCAGACUUCUUCUCCUUCCAGCCAAUCGGAGACCAGGUCAUGACCCCACAGUCGACCAAUGAUAAUGCGCUGUCAGGUAUGACGCUCUUGACCGUUCCGACAUUUCCUGAAGCGCCACAACGGGCUGCUGAGGAACACAAACAGCGCCAGCGCAGCAUCAGCGUGGGCUCAGAGGUUAACUGUUUGUCCGACAAGGCUGAGGAAUGACAGAGCGACGUUUCACCUUUUGCUUCAGGUUAUAAAAUGGAUGGGAUGGAACACAGUAUAGGACUGCUACAGGUUAAUUUUUUCCUAAACACAUUAAUUUAAUCAGAUAAUGAUCACGGAGUUAUCGCAAAAUUAUAGCAAAGUAUUAUUCGAAUUAUAAGUAUUUAGUAUACUGUAACAAAAAAAAAGAAAAUUUAAAGAAAAAUGUUUUUAAUUUUAUGUUUGUAUGUAAAGUCACCCAAUACACACACGUAUUUUCUGUAUUCAGUAAUAAAUAUCU